UCCCCCCUCCCAGCACCAUCCCCACCCGUUUCGUCCCACCACUCUCCAUCUCCCCAUUCGCUGCACCCCAAUAACGUCUCCCUCCCCCUUGCUGGCUCAGGUCCAAGCCCAAGGUCGCCCUUCCCACCCUUCCAGGAAGCCCCCAGGAACGUGAGGUGCAGGAUCCCGGCCUUACACCUGCUCUCCGUACCCCCCUUCUCAGACCAGGGCCCAGCCAUGCUGCUGCCCGCCAUCCCCAGCAUCAUCUCCUCCAGCAGACAAAAGCGCUCAGUGAGCCAACAGCGUUCCCGCUCUGCAUUUCUGCUCCAUGUCACCAUUCCACAUCCCUGCUCCCCGCAGUGGGGUUUUGCCCCCGACCCCAUUCUCCGCCAGCCCUUCUGUACUCUGGCCGUUUCCCAAGCUGGCAGCAGCUGUGUGACGGCGCUGGGAGAAGAGUGUUUAUCUUCUCCCUGCAAAACGUGGUUAAGCUGUUAUGCUUUCCUUUGGGGAGGGCUGAGCAACAGAACCGCGCAACUCUCACGUGACACGAGACAAGGCUGCAACUGCAUUUCUUCCCCGGAGUAAUUCCGUAAUUAAUUGAUCGUGACACAAAAUCUGUUACACUGAAUAGGGCUGGUUUUGUUUUGCUUUUCCCACUCUUUUUUUCUUCUACAAUACAUGUUUUUUCAGCUGAUGAGGAGCGCAAAGCGGGGCUUUCAGCCAACUGCAGGCAAACCUUGUUUAGCGAGGCAGCACUUAGCGAAGCUGCACAGCGUUUUCCCAGCCUUGCAGAUACUCUCAGUGUAGUUUUUGCAAGAUGCAAGUGUGAUCACAAUUCCCAUUCCAGCAGAACUCUCACCCAGACUCCUCAUCCAACUGCAGCAUCUCCGUUUUGCUCACAUUUCUUUGCCUUCUCCCUUCCUUUCUUCUCAACCUGAAGUUGUAAAGGUUAUUUUCUUGCUGCUGGGAAGGCAGACGUGCUGGGUGUUUGCUUCUGAUUGCAAAGUGAAGCACAGAUGGAUGUCACCUGCUGGCUCACAGAUGGAUGUCAUCUGAUGGUUAUUCUGGGAUGACUUUCUGGAGCUCCAUGGAAAGGUUUCCACAUCUGGUCCUUAAAAUUUGGAAAUAGUAAAUCUCCUUUCUCAGGAGAGAAAGGACAAUGAAGAUAUGCCUGGGUUUGCCAUGGGCCACCAGCAGGUGGUCAGAUGGGAGCCAUUUGCCACUUCUGGGUCAUCAGGUCUGUCUGAGCUUCGUACUUUGCUGAAGAAGAUGAAUAAUGUUUGCAUCCUGCUGCUCUUCCAUGCCUGAACGUGGAGCAAAGGCCUGAAAACCACCAGGGACUGUUGAUUAGUCUGCUGUUCGUGCUCACUCCUUUCAUUUCCUGAGAGAAAAAGGGGCUGGGGACCAAGGCUUGACCUCAUGGAAACCCCUCUAUCAGAGCCAGGUGUCCCCAGCACUGUGACAAGGGCAAGAGCUGAAGUCCACGAGCAGCAUAUUUAAGAAAAUACAUUUUUAAGCACCACCCCCUGUCAUUACUGUUCAACUUGCCUUAAAACCUGCUUGCUUUCCUCACAUUCUUUGGCUUGGAUGAAAAAGUGGCGAAGGAUUGCCAGGUCUUCUCAUGCAUUUCCCAUUUUGUCUUCCAGCGGAAUCGAAUCCCUCUCUGCAGAUGAGCACGAAUUGGAGACCUCUUGUGAGGAGAGCACAGGCUGUGCGGAGGAGCUGCCAGCAGGAGAGGGCAGCUCCGGCAGUGGCUCUGGCAGCCCCAGCAGCAGCUCCAGCAGCAGCUCAGAAGAUGACUCAGAUACAGAGGAGUCGGACACAAGGCAGUCAGAUGAAGAGCAAGAAAAGAAAGAAUCGCAGCCAGUUUGCAGUGAAUCAGAUGGAGCGGACUGUCUGCCCCACUGUGAGCACUGCAGAAAGGAAAAUGCCCAGAGGGAGCAAGUGACCCCUAGGAAGCUUUCUGGAGGACAAUAUUUGAUGAAGCUGGAUGCAGAAGGCACAUACGAGUGCAGUGUCACCGGUCUGAUUUUUGAGGUGAACAAGGCGGUCACCAUCAACUACUCCCUGCUGUCCUGGAGCAAAUACGCCGGGCUGGUAAAGGCGCCGUGGGUGGUGGGCGGCCCGCUGUUCGACGUGCGCUGCGAGGCGCCCUCCGCCCUCACCUCCAUCGCCUUCCCGCACUCCCUCUGCCUCGGCGAUGGUGGCUCCCAGCCGGCCUUCAAGGUGCUGCACAUCAAGGGUGCAGGUGCGGCCAUGGAGCCGUCCACGGACUUCUCGGCCUCACACGUGCGGUGGCUGGUCAGCUCGCUGUCCCCCGUCGGGCCGCUCAUCCGCAGUGAGGAGCCCCUGCUGUACCACGGAGCUGUCAUCCUCUACAAGGCCAUCGAUGACGACCCCUCCUUGCUGUUCCGGGUCUACGUGGCGACGAACAACGACUCCUUCAUCAAGGAUAUAUCAAGAGCAGUAAAACAUUCCAAAAAGAAAUUCAUUAAAAUUGACAAGCCCCCUGUGUGCCAGAAAUUAUUACAGAACGGAAAGAGAUACAGAUUAAUUUGUGAACCAGAAGCUGAAAUAACUCCAGAGGAAAUUGAAUUUGUUGAUGGAUCUCUUUUGAAGCUGAAAAGUUACAUUGAAGUCUAUUUUGAGAAACCUGAUGACUUCACCUUAUCUUUGGUUGAACUGGACUCGGAUGCAGUUGUGUGGAAAGCAAAACUCAGAGAAAGUGACUGGAUACAUUAUGAUCAGAACAAAAAUGAGCAAACAAGAGUUCCAAGCAGCGUCAAAAGGCGGAAAUCAACCAACAGCUUUUCUGAAGAAGAGAAACACUGUAGCAAAAAGCAAAGGUCUAACAGUUAUACAGAUGGAAUUAAAAGCAGAAGCUUGCUAACUGAUCGACAGCUGAUGGUAAUUGCAAAGUUGUUUGGCGUGGAGUGGAAAGAAAUUGCCAUUGAAUGUCUUCAGAUGGAAAUGAAAGACAUUCAGCAGAUUCAAGCAAACGAAGAGGCAGUCAAUAUCCAGAAAUUUCUGAUGUUAAGCAAGUGGAGAGAAAGAGAGCAAAGCAAUGGAACUGCACAAGCCUUGUGCAAUAGGCUCCGUGAAAAAGUGUCGUAUGAAAUAGUGCAGGCACUAGAAGGCUUUUUGGCUGAGUGAUGAGUUGGAGAAGCUGAUGAGAAGCUCAGGAACUUUCCCCACCCAAAUGGUUAAACUUUUCAAGCUAUUUUCCUGGGAUUUCAUUGUGAUGAAGAUCCAAAUCGUAAUCAGUCAGCGGAAAGUUUAGAGUGUCUUCAAAAGAAAUGUGAAUGAAAUUUUGCACCUAUGUAAGUGUAAGUAGCAUUUUGGGAAUCAUUACUCACACGUUUGGAUACCAGUCAUUGCAGCUGGAUGGAAGUGCCAGGCUUGAUGUGCCCAAAACUGAAAGCUGCCACUGAAUCUUGUCGUGUUUGAGCCAGUCGUAAAAGACAACGAGCACUGGGAGAAAUGGGUUUACCUUUGCCAGGUAUAUGACUGUUAUCUUGAAACAUUUUUAUUUGAAUCAGGGAAAGACAAGGGAGAAAAGUUGUAUCAAAACUUUCAUCCCCUUAAAAUAAUGAAACUCACAAUCAUGAGGUACAUUGUAUUGCUCAGAGGUGCCUAGGAUCAGGGACAAACUCCUUCACUUCCUUUGCAGAAUCACUGUUUAUACACAACCACUGUACGUAUCCCCAUGCACUCAUGUUGAGCUGUGGUUCUGUUUUCUUAAACCCGAAGACCACUUUCACAGUAGCACCAUUAAGAACUGCAGGCAGCUUUGAAUCUUCUGUGGGAUUUUCUUCUCUCUGUACAGUCUGUCUCAAUUUUUAUGAGAUUUUUUUUUAUGUUGUAUGAUCUUUUUUUUUUUGUACUAUGAACUUUUUAUACUUUUUUUACGUGAUUCAUUUUAACUUGAAUAUAAGGGGGGGCUUAAGCUAAAAUAGAGAAAAUCAGAGUCUCCAAGAUGGCUGUUAUCCUGAGGGCAGGACCUGUUGCACACAGUUGUGAAAGGUAUGAAAAUAAUGUUACUUGCUAAACAGAAUGAUGGCCAGACAGUGUCCUGUUUGCAGACGUGAUUCUUUUCAUCAUCUCCUGCUGUGUAUGUUUAUGGAAAAACAAACAAACAAACAUACUUUUAAAUAUAAGGAUUAAAAAGAGAACAUUUUGGCUA
Lagopus leucura (white-tailed ptarmigan) is the source of this 4162-nucleotide messenger RNA. RefSeq names its product caspase recruitment domain-containing protein 8-like. Gene Ontology annotation, cellular component: THO complex part of transcription export complex. The record is from RefSeq and is a predicted model, not a curated record. The transcript is spliced from 15 exons. Bases 1567 to 3132 code for a protein of 521 amino acids. Gene Ontology annotation, molecular function: protein binding. Gene Ontology annotation, biological process: regulation of DNA-templated transcription elongation; mRNA export from nucleus; signal transduction. Lineage: Eukaryota; Metazoa; Chordata; Aves; Galliformes; Phasianidae.